AUGCAUCGGGAAUCCUUGGUAUCACGUCGUAUCGGUCGUCGUUUAAGGACGAAGGGUCGUCUCUGGGAUCGCUCGACCACGAAGGGAUCUAAUCGCGAUGAAGACGAUUCUUUUCAUCUUGGCGCUUGUAGCAGGUGCUCUCGCAGCGCCACAAAAUCCAAAUGAGGUCACAAUCGUAAAGCAGGAAGAGGUGAACAACAUAGGGGUGGGCGGAUAUCACUUCAGCUAUGAACAGAGCGAUGGUCAAAAAAGGGAGGAAACAGCCGAAUUGAAAAACGAAGGCACCGAGAACGAAGCACUUAGCGUUACCGGCAGCUUCAGUUUUAUUGCGCCGGACGGGCACACGUAUAGGGUCGAUUAUACCGCGGAUGAGAACGGAUUUCAUCCUACUAUCAAUCUCGUUGCGAAAUAACCGGACUCGAGGACUGAAAUUAUAUUACAAUACAUAGGACUCUCCGGUCGUCGACGUAUACUCGUGUAAUUACACGCGUAUUAAAAUAUUGUAAUAUAUAUAUUUUGUGCGAGACACGUGAUUCACCAAUGCAAAUCAAUGCAAAUGUAAAAAAAUUGCUGUCAAUGGCUGGCUGAAAAAUGAUCCAUUUUUUGCACGAUCGAUCUUUUCCGACCGAUUCAUUCUCGCCAAAUUGAUCGCAAUACUUUGCAUAAAGGGCACUGUGACAUGCAUGCAUACGAUCAUUGUUUAAAACCAAUAACAAUUGUACAAUUUUGUGAUUAGGCUGAAGUCGUUAGAUUUCAACAAUCACCUUUGCUUUAAAUAUAAAAAUAAUUCUUCGGACAAUGCCACAUACAUUUGCGUGAAUAAAUUCUUAAAAAUUAACAAAAUUAUUUCGCUAUAUUUAUUUCUUCGAUAUAUUCGCGGAAAGUGCAUCCGCACGUAUUACGAAAUACGAGCUGUACGUUUGCAUGCAUUCACCUGCCUCAAAAGUGAAACGCGUGCUUACUCGCAGCAGGUAAUAUCCACUAUUUAGUUUCUCAAAAUCAUCAAACACUUUGAACGAGAGACGUCAGAUUUUUUCGUUUGUAACUCCAUCUUGGCGAGGCGACGGUGUUAGCUCUCAUUGAGGCGCCGCGGUAUCUGCGUUUUUGACGAGCGCUUUUUUUUACACACACAUCUAUAUGUAUCUAACAGAACGCAAAUCGUACAAAUAAACUUGUAUACAAACUGAAAAA
Linepithema humile (Argentine ant) is the source of this 1191-nucleotide messenger RNA. Its product is annotated as endocuticle structural protein SgAbd-6. Gene Ontology annotation, molecular function: structural constituent of chitin-based larval cuticle. The record is from RefSeq and is a predicted model, not a curated record. Gene Ontology annotation, cellular component: chitin-based extracellular matrix. NCBI's taxonomy places the organism in Eukaryota, Metazoa, Arthropoda, Insecta, Hymenoptera, Formicidae.